GCAUGGAUGAGAGGUUAUGUGUGCCCCCCAGCUGAAGGCCUCUGUUGCCCUGACAUCCCACCAGUCCCUCUGUGAGCAUGUAUCGCAGGAACGGACUCUCGGAUGGCACCAGCAUCAAUUCUGUCACUUCAGAGGCCAGCAGCAGCUCUGAUUCUCUGGAUGGACCUUGCGUGGACUACGCCAAGAGCUAUGAUGCAGUCAUCUUUGAUGUGCUGAAGGUGACGCCUGAGGAGUUCGCUAGCCAAAUCACUUUGAUGGAUGCACCAGUUUUUAAAGCAAUACAGCCAGAGGUGAGCUUUUGGCUGGUGAGAGAAAUCUUAACCGCCCACACGCUGAAAAUCCGAGCAGAAAUACUAAGCCAUUUUGUCAAAAUAGCAAAGAAACUGUUGGAGUUGAACAACCUUCAUUCUCUGGUGUCAGUGGUGUCCGCUCUGCAGAGCGCUCCCAUCUUCAGACUCAGCAAAACCUGGGCGUUGAUCAGUCGGAAAGACAAGGCCACAUUUGAGAAGCUGAACUAUCUGACAUCCAAGGAAGAGAACUACACCCGCAUGAGAGAAUACAUCCGCUCCCUGAAGAUGGUGCCCUGUAUUCCUUACCUUGGGAUCUACCUGUUAGACAUGAUCUACAUCGACUCAGCCUAUCCUGCAUCAGACAGCAUCAUAGAGACGGAGCAGCGGACCAAUCAGAUGAACAACCUUCUGAGGGUCAUCUCCGACCUGCAGAUGUCAUGUAACUACGAUUACUUGGUGACCCUGCCACAUGUCCAGAAGUAUCUGUUGUCAGUUCGCUACAUAGAGGAACUUCAGAAGUUUGUAGAGGAUGACAACUUCAAGCUGUCUCUGAAGAUUGAACCUGGCAACAGUUCCCCUCGCAUCGCUUCUUCUAAGGAAGACCUGGCAGGGGCCGAAUGUACGCAACUCUGGGCCCCAACUGGAGGGUCCCACUUCGCAACUCCCCCCGGAGCCGCAGCUAUGUUUACAGCUCCUCUGCCGCCAACUCCUGCUAUGGAUGCAGCGAGGCCGGCAGUGUUACCAUAGAAGGACCCCUGCGAAGGAAAACACUACUGAAGGAGGGACGCAAGCCGAGGUUGUCAUCGUGGACCAGAUUUUGGAUCACUCUUUCUGGAUCAACACUGACAUUCUAUGGGGCGAAGGCACUGAGGGCCUCUGAGAGGAAACAUUACAAGUCCAGCCACUGUAAGAAGGUGUGUGUGACGGGAUGGAUGGUGGUGCUGCCGGAUGACCCAGCCAGACCCAACAUCUUCCAGCUCAAUGACCCAGACAAAGGCAAUGUUUACAAGUUCCAGACAGGAUCCAGGUUUUCAGCGAUCAUCUGGCACAAAAACCUGGAAGAGGCUUGCAGAAGCAGUAGACCUCAGAUACCAGCAAACCUCAUGUCAUUUGAAUGAGAGCAGACCUUAUCCAGAGGGACAUUAUUGUGCCAAACCCAUUAGUUUGGGAAGUAUAGACUAAAUGAUGAACACAGUGGAAUUUGAUGGUAUCUACUGAAAUGGGAGAGUCAAGAAGCAUCUGACACUGUAGAAGAAGCUCUGGAUGAGUGACUGCAUAUGCCAACACACCUGCUGUCUUCUUCAUCAGGACUAAGUGUAAUGUAAACAAUGGAAAAAUCCAGCCAAUGGAAGACUUUGGUGAGGUUGUCCCUUGUUUCUUUCUCUCAGCUUCCUUGUUCACUGUCAUUUGUUACGCUGCUAAAAACAUGUGAGCAAGCACAUAGUUUUUUGGCCCAUGUUGGGUUUCUGCUUGGGUGAAAAGAUGCAUCAGUGCACAAAUGUGGACAACAGUGUUAGCUGACUGAUGCUGAUCUUCGGUCUGCAGACCAGUGUUAUGCGGCCUUCAAAUGGAGUUCAGGUUUUAAACAUGGAUGGUUGAAAAAGACACCCCUGUUGUAAAAGUGUUUGAAUUUGUGAAACUGUUCAUGCAAUAUUCUUUCUGCAUUUCAACAUCGCACAGAGGAGGAAGACACACAUCCAAACUUGUAAAUUUGGAUCCUUGGAAAAGUUCCGGAGUUGUGAGCGUGAAAAACGUGACCCCGUUUGAAGGCCUCACUAAUACGAUUAAAGAUCAGCACUGCAGCGAAAAGGACAAACGAUGAGACUUCUUCACCUUCAGUGCUGUGUUAUACAGCUGGACUGAAUUAGUUCCAAAAUAAGAGAAUUCAUAGUUGUACAAAAACAAUAAGGAAUCAUGAAGUUGGCUUUAAGAGCCUGUGCUGUAUUGUUGGUCAAAUGAAGAAGCAGCCCUGGAUCAGUUCACCCGUUCACCCCUCGCUACCUCAGUUGGUAGUCCUCCUGUAAAAGGUGUUUGCUGAUGUACAUAACAAGGUUUACAAAUGGCAACAAUUAAUAUUUUGUACAGAACAAAUCUAAAUUUGGAAAUAGUACCAAACAAGGUGAUAAUUACAAUCAAUAAGACAGUCAGCUGUUGUCUACACCAGUAUGAUCAGGCAGCUGGUGGAGUGAAUUUAAAGCAAUUUACAAUGAAGUACCAAGCUUUCAACAAUCACGUGUGUGUAAAUACUGUAUUUAUUUGUAAAAGAGUUUAUUUUUUGACAGUUGGCCAUCAAAGGGAAAUAGUUUGAUGGAUUAUCUUUGAUUCACCACCUGCUGCAGGAAGCUGCUCCUCAGAGAGACUCUUGGUGGGAAGCCACCCUAAAACUUAGUCUGAUCUCCAACUAAAGGACAGUGGAAUAAGGGAACUCCAUCAGCACUGGUUCUGAAUAAUCAUGCUUUAAAAGCAAAAUGUUAUGUUGAAUUUAAAGGAUAAUUCUGCUUUAAUACAUCUUGGAUUGAACUUUUUACGCUGGAAAAUAAGGAGUUUGUCUGAUGUUUAACCAUGUCUAAAGCUAAAAGUGUUCAGAGCUGUUCUGAACUCAAAGGCGGAAUGAAAAGCCAGCUGCCAUAGAGAAAUGGGGAAAAGUAAUUUUUUUAUGGGGAUUACGGUGCACCCUUUAGUUUGUCUUGGAAGACAUUCAUAGUUCAAGAGAAGACAAGUUCAAAUCCUGGCUCCUUUCUCACCUCCACACAGCUGGCCAAUCACUGAGUGAGGUGGGUGUGAAUGUCACUUUCAGAAAUUGUCAGACAGCCCCCUCCCAAAUUCCAACAUCACAGAGGUGUGGAGCCUUGACGUUUCCAAAGCUGUUGGGAAAAGGGAUGGGAAAUCGAGAACCAGUCCCAAAUUUUCCGAUCCAUCGCAAUUGUAUGCCUCUGAGCUUAUCAAUACCUUUGAUCAAUGCCAGCAUGUUUCUCUGACAGUCAAUUUUUUUAGCUUUCUGAAACACAAAAUCCAACAAUCUCACCCACCUAAAUCAGUGAUUAGCUAGCUGUGUGGAGGUGUCAAAGUAGACGGCUCUUUUAUUCUUCUACUUCAGUUACUUUUUGCAAGUACAAUUGAGUGCAGCAGCACCAUAAAUGCCUUCGAGUCUGCGUUGCAUACCCAUUUUUACAAUUGAUCUCGCCCUUCUCCAGGACAGCUAGCUUUCCCCCCCAUCCUCCGAGGGUGCCUGCUCAGAACACCUAUAAACCUUCAGAUGUGUUUGGAUGACGCUUAAAUUUGUUUAAAGUAUAUCCAGCCCUUAAAAGGUCAGACAUCCGGUAGGAGGUCAGAGUUGAACUCCUGCUCCUUAACAUUGAAAGAAUUCCGCUGAGGUGGCUCUGUCAUCUGAUUACCAUGGUGAUUUAACAAGGACAAGGCCUGAGGCAGACCCAGAACAUCCUAGAGGGGAUUAUCCUAGCUUUGUGAGGCAGCUGCACCCCCAAGAUCACACAAGAAUCCGCCUUGCAAGGCUUCAAGCAUUGGGCUUGUGUCCAACCACAGUGGCAUGCUAAGGCAUGAGCUACGGGCGUGGUUUAAUGUGUGUGGGAGAAGACAACAAUAGUGGCUGCUCAAGAGGUUAGCAUAGAUUGUGCUAGCAUCAGUUAUAUUAAAACUGGAGAGUAUUUCUUAAUUGAAAGAAGAGCAAAAAACUGCACUGAAGGCUUUUCUCCAUGGAAAAGAUAUUUGAGAGAGUUUGACUAUGUUAUAUGGUUUGUUGAUCUGAUUGGUUGAAGUUUGCUUGGGAUAGAUGGUUCAUCCAAUCAUCAAGGUGUUUUUUAAAUGGCCAGUUCCAUCUGGUGCAGCCAGGUUAGGGUUAUCCCAUCUGGCCUGGGAAUGCCCUGGGAUUUCCCAUGAGGAGCUGGAGGACAUGGCUAGGACAAUAGCCUAGAUAAGCCAGGAUAAAUGGUGUAAGAUGGAUGGAUGGACGGUUAGGGACACAGCAACAUGAUGGAAACAAAGGCCAAAGCUAUGAAAAUAGCAUCCAAGUUGUAAUAAACUGGAAUCAUCCUUCAAUUUCUUUGAGUUCCACUCUUAAAUGAAGUUAUACAUUUACUAAUAGAUGUCAUAUUUCUAAUGUUCCCUGUUGUAAAUCAUGGUAACUGUCAGUCAUUUAUGAUAUCAGUUUUAAUGGUGGCAAAACAGGAAUCUCAUGUUGUUGAGAAUCUUAUUAGUGUUCUUUAUGUUUUUCAUUCAUGUCCUUACCUAAAAUUCUUGGUGGACUGAUUGUCCACUUUCUUCCGCUAGUCCAAUUUUUUCUCUUCUUCAGUAUUAUUGUCCGUCUUUAGAUGAAUGCAGUCAUGAAGGCUCUCUUCAAUUUUAGAGAAUCAUAUUGGUGAUAACGCCUGAUAACUUACUACAAAUAAUGCAGCUAAUCACUUUGCAAACCACGCUGAUGUUUUUACUGUUUCAGGAAUUCAGUGGAUUCAUAUACACUACCAGUCUUCACUACCAGAAGACACACCUUCUCAUUUAAUGGUUUUUCUUUUUUUUCAUGACUAUUUACAUUGUAGAUU
Morone saxatilis (striped sea-bass) is the source of this 4846-nucleotide messenger RNA. RefSeq names its product ras-specific guanine nucleotide-releasing factor RalGPS1-like. The record is from RefSeq and is a predicted model, not a curated record. Gene Ontology annotation, molecular function: guanyl-nucleotide exchange factor activity. Lineage: Eukaryota; Metazoa; Chordata; Actinopteri; Moronidae. Gene Ontology annotation, cellular component: plasma membrane. Gene Ontology annotation, biological process: positive regulation of GTPase activity; Ras protein signal transduction.